AUGGGAGCAAGUAGCAGCAGCAUCAGUGAACUUCCAGAAAAUGAAUACUUGAAAAAAUUAUCAGGAGCAGAACCCAUCUCAGAGAAUGACCCCUUCUGGAAUCAGCUGCUGUCUUUUAGUUUUACCACUCCAACAAACAGUGCUGACUUAAAGCUUUUGGAAGAAGCCACAAUCUCAGUCUGCAAGUCUCUAGUGGAGAAGAAUCCUCGGACAGGAAACCUUGGCUCCUUGAUUAAAGUCUUUCUUGCUAGAACCAAAGAGUUAAAAAUCUCAGCAGAAUGUCAGAAUCACCUCUUCAUCUGGCAGGCUCACAAUGCCCUGUUUAUUAUUUGCUGCUUGCUGAAAGUCUUCAUCAGUCGAAUGUCAGAGGAGGAGCUGCAGCUUCAUUUCACUUAUGAAGAGAAAGGCCCAGGCUCAUAUACGGCAGAGUGUGAAGACCUCAUAGAAGAACUGCUGUGUUGCCUCAUCCAGCUCAUUGUUGAAAUUCCUCUCUUAGAUAUUACCUACAGCAUUUCCUUGGAAGCUGUGACAACUCUGAUUGUCUUCCUCUCCUGCCAGUUAUUCCACAAAGAAAUUCUACGAGAGAGCAUCAUUCACAAGUACCUGAUGCAUGGUCCAUGUCUCCCAUACACCAGCAGACUUGUGAAAACUUUGCUGUAUAAUUUCAUUAGACAAGAAAGAAGCCCUCCCCCAGGGACCCAUCUCUUUCAGCAGCAACCAGAUGGAGGAGGCCUCCUUUAUGGGAUUGCAUCUGGGGUGGCAACUGGCCUCUGGACAGUCUUCACUCUCGGCAGGGCGGGGAGCAAAGCCACAGCGCAGCUGGAGCAGUGUUCUCCUCUUGCUAACCAGAGUCUGCUCCUCCUUCUGGUCUUGGCCAAUCUGACUGAUGCUCCAGAUACACCCAAUCCCUACAGACAAGCUAUUGUGUCCUUCAAGAACACACAAGAUAGCACAGCUUUUUCACCAUCAACCCCUCAUGCUUUCCACAUUAAUUUUAACAGUUUGUACACAGCUUUGUGUGAGCAGCAGAAAUCUGAUCAAGCCACUCUCCUUGUCUACAUGCUUCUGCAUCUGAACAGCAAUGUCCGGACCUACGUGUUGGCACAGACAGACAUAGAAAGUCUUGUUCUGCCAAUUCUUGAAAUCCUGUAUCAUGUGGAAGAAAGGAAUUCCCACCACGUUUACAUGGCUCUUAUCAUCCUGCUGAUCCUGACAGAGGAUGAUGGCUUCAACAGGUCCAUCCAUGAAGUGAUAUUGAAAAAUAUCACUUGGUAUGCUGAGCGUGUCUUAACAGAGAUCUCACUUGGGAGCCUCCUGAUUCUGGUGGUGAUAAGAACCAUCCAGUACAACAUGACCCGGACGAGGGACAAAUACCUUCAUACAAAUUGUCUGGCAGCCUUAGCAAACAUGUCAGCACAGUUCCGCUCACUUCAUCAGUAUGCAGCUCAGAGGAUCAUCAGUUUAUUUUCUUUGCUGUCUAAAAAACACAACAAAGUGCUGGAGCAAGUCACCCAAUCCUUAAGAGGUUCCCUGGGCUCCAGUGAUUCUCUUCUCUCUGAUUAUGCUCAGGACCUGAAUGUCAUCGAGGAAGUGAUCCGAAUGAUGUUGGAGAUCAUCAACUCCUGCUUGACCAACUCUCUCCACCACAACCCCAACCUGGUCUACGCUCUGCUCUACAAGCGGGAACUUUUUGAGCAGUUUCGGACCCACCCUUCCUUCCAGGAUGUCAUGCAAAAUAUAGAUUUGGUGAUCAGCUUUUUCAGCAGCCGAUUAGAGCAAGCUGGAGCUGAGCUCUCAGUGGAGAGAGUUCUGGAAAUCAUCAAGCAAGGAGCUGUUGCAUUGCCCAAAGACAGGCUAAGAUUUGAAACCAUUCCCCUGUCACAGGUUGUCAUUCUGAAAUGUGUGAAAGUCACUUCUGAGGCUUCUGAAAUUCCAGGGUGUCCAAGCCCUUAUUUGAAGGUUCUGCUGAAGCAUCAUCAACUUAAUUGGAAGCUAGAAGAUUGCACUCUUGGUGAUCCCUCAUGUCUGUCAGUGGAGAAACUCUUGAUGGUCAAGGCCAAAGUGGGACUGACACUCCAGUCCAUGCAUGCUUGA
This is a messenger RNA of Calypte anna (Anna's hummingbird), 2094 nucleotides long. Its product is annotated as dymeclin-like. The coding region runs from base 1 to 2094 and encodes 697 amino acids. Gene Ontology annotation, cellular component: Golgi apparatus. Gene Ontology annotation, biological process: Golgi organization. The transcript has 17 exons. The record is from RefSeq and is a predicted model, not a curated record. NCBI's taxonomy places the organism in Eukaryota, Metazoa, Chordata, Aves, Apodiformes, Trochilidae.